Neltuma alba is the source of this 680-nucleotide messenger RNA. RefSeq names its product protein NUCLEAR FUSION DEFECTIVE 6, chloroplastic/mitochondrial-like. Lineage: Eukaryota; Viridiplantae; Streptophyta; Magnoliopsida; Fabales; Fabaceae. Gene Ontology annotation, cellular component: mitochondrion. The record is from RefSeq and is a predicted model, not a curated record.
CCGAUCCGAUCACGAAUGGCAUCCUCAGCCGCCGUUAGGUCGUUGUUCCGUUCUUGCUCGUCUCGCUCCUCUGCUUUCCGUGUUGCAUCGGCAAGAGCGACUCGUUCUUCAUUCCGCCUCGCAUCCAGAAAACCUUCAUCCCAUUCCACUGUCAGGUGUCCUGUCGAAUUGAGUUUCUGUGUGGAAUCCAUGCUGCCAUAUCAUACGGCAACUGCUUCAGCACUGAUGACAUCAAUGCUCUCCAUCUCUCGUUGCAGUUGUGGGUGGCUUCCUGAAGGUAGCUAAACAUCUGUAGGAUUCCUUGAUGUUCUUUCUUCAAUUUAAUCUUCAGAUCUGUGACUUCCCUAAACGCAACAUUGGCACCAGAGGACUUCGGGAUUAACCAAGCUUCUUGAUGCUGGUUUUCUUACAACAUUUAUUUUCUUACAUCUGCCAUCCUUCUUUUUUUAUUCUCUUCUUGCUUCCACAUUUCAUCAAGCAAGUUAAACUGAAUUAGCCACUCUGAGAACUCUGAUGUCAACUGUUAAAGAAUUCUUUUUGCUUUAUUUUUUCAAAAAGACGAGCGAGGAUGCAACCCGAUGUUGCAACAACGUCCCCGCCAUUAUUGAACUCCACCAUGGGUUAACAGUUGUAUAAUCAAAGUGAAAAUGGGAACAGAUCUUUCAUCAAUCUCUCAUACA